GCAUACAUUGUUGCUCUUUGGUUUACUUGACGCCUAACGAAUCCAGGUGGACCAUCAAUAUUCCUUCAAUAACGAGAUGUUAUUGAGCCAAUCUUUGUUGCUGCUCGAUUUGAUUACGCGACUAGGCUAUGUGCUAGAAAUGUGUUUGUGUAUUUAGCAACUCUUUGACUUUCUGAGUCAUCUGAUCUUAUCCAACAAUAUCAGUCAUGCUAUGUACAACUAUGAAUACAAACAUGAUAUAUUCCCACAGCUGUGGAAACCUGCAGGCUUUUCUGGGUCAUUGUCAUUAUCAUCAAUCAGUAGCAAACUCCUUUUCCACAAGCAAAGCAAAGCGUAAGCAUAAAAGCUAUAUAAAUGCCAAAAUCCAACCUGAUAUCUCCAAUUCCUCACUUUCAUUCCCCUCCCUCCCAUCUCAAACUACCACUCCCACAUCAUCCAUCAUGUCCUCAUCCUCUGAUCCUCCAGCCCACAAACCCACGGUCACAAGCACAGCUCUGCACACUAUGGGCGCCUCGCUAAUCCCCUACCUCGACAUGAAAGUACACCACCUGAUUCCCUCGCAUCGCUGGAAAGAAAUCGAAGUUACAGGACAUCACACGCGCAGCGCUCCAGCUAUCAUUUACAACGGGGAGAAGAAUGAUAAACUAUUCAAUACGCAACGACCCACCGCAACGAUAUUAGAGGGCGAUAAACUCCGCAUCAAUUGUUUUCCGGGCAGAGAUUAUGUGAAGCAUUAUGCUAAUAUCAUAGCCACGCAUUUAGCAAUUGAGGGUAGAGAUCCCGAGAUUGUGAAAGUUGUACUUCCUGAGGUGGAAGACGGGUAUGAGGUAUUCCUCAAAUCGAACCUAAGGGGUCUGGCGACCGAGAAGACGAAUUUGGUAAUUGUGGGAUCUUUUCCGGAGGAUAUCCUGAGCUUGAGUGAGCCUUGGAGCGGUAGAGAAAAUACAGAUGAGUUAUUUGCGUGGCAGACUAGUACCCGAGAAAAUGGAUUCAAAGCGACGAUUUUAAAAUGUCGGGUUUGUUUCUGGGGUGAUCUGGCGGGUCAAUUAGUGAGAUGUUUGAAGGAAAUUUGUGGUGCUUCUCUGCAAUGUGUGAUCUAUGUUGGGAAACUGGGCACGCUAGCCGAGGAACAUAUGCCGAAUUUGACGCUGGCAACUGGCUCGAGUAGUUAUGUUCGAGGAGAGUUUAUCGAGUGGGAAAAUCCGAUUAGUGAGGAGAUUUUGGGGAAGGAGGUGCAGAGGGGUGUGCAUUUUACGUCGGCUUCGGUGUUGGAUGAGGAUCAAGUGUGGUUUGAAAAGUUUAGGGAGAGGUUUUGUUGGGUGGAACCGGAGAUUGGUCAUAUGGCUUUCGCGGCGAUGGAGAUGAUGAUUAGGUUUGGAUAUCUUCAUAUUGUGUCGAAUAAUCUGGCGGGAAAGUUUGAGUAUGAUUUGGGGAAUGAGAGGGAGGUUGUGGUGCUCAGAAAUAGAGACUUGAUGAAUGAGUGGAUUGGGAGGAUUUUAAAUGAUUUUGUAGAAGAUUUGGAUAGGAAAUUGACGAAUGGAGCGUAAGAAUAAUUGGUAGAUGUUGGUAAUUU
Messenger RNA from Sclerotinia trifoliorum, 1573 nucleotides. The record is from the annotation of a GenBank genome assembly. Lineage: Eukaryota; Fungi; Ascomycota; Leotiomycetes; Helotiales; Sclerotiniaceae.